UUGGUGGCCACUGAUAUGGACAUUACAUAUUUUGAUGACUGGGAGAAUCAAGGGCAGAAUAGUUUGGUGUUAUUGCCAAGCACCAGGAACCCAGGGAGCUGUGUGGCGUUACUGAUUAACACCCUUCUUGGCAUUAUUUUCCUGACGUCAACGUGGCUGAAAGUUAACUCACUAAUAAUCACUCAUAUCAAUACCAGUAAAGCAUCAUAAUUCUUUUUUCCCCCCUUUUAAGGGGCAGUGGAAACUGCAGCAGUUACUGUGAAGCCAGAGAUGAGCGCAGCAAGAUCUCAUUCCUCCCUGCAGAUGCUUGUUGGAAAGAGAAAGUUCCUCUCCUGGGCGAGCUAAAGAAGGAACAUUCCAGGGCAAAUCUCGGAAAACAGCGGAAGGAAUGCAAAACACAGAUCCCCCUGAAGAAGAAAUGCAAAAUACAGGUGAUGUAGGAUGCAUGGUUGGAAUUUCAGGCUCAGAGGGCCCAACCUCUCCUGUGGGACAACCCGACCUAGAUGCCUCAAAUCAACCGGCUCUGGAUGCGAACCCGCCAAACUCUUUCCCUCCUCCAGACAGCCCUGCAGAGAAAGUGGACCUUGGAUGCUCCUCUGCAGUCCCAGCCGCAGACACAGACUGUGUCAUCUGCUUUAACCAGUACAGUCUUAGCAGACUGCCAAAACUUCUGGCUUGCCAGCAUGUCUUCUGCGCCGUCUGCCUGAAGCUUAUCCUGAGGAACAACGGGAAGACAUGGGAAAUUGUUUGCCCCAUCUGCCGAAAAGCCACCUCCGUCUUUGGGGGCCUUAUCAGAAGCCUCCGCGAUAAGGAGGAAGCCGUUCUUGAGCCUUUGCCAAACCCUGGCUGGAAUGCAGAGGGUCUCUUUCCUCUGGAUGCUCGGAGAGGGAAGCCACUGGCUCGUGGCACUUUCCAUGUCAACCCAGAUGAUGGCGGCGGCAGCAGCAGCGAUAAUGUCAGGGUGGCUGCCAAGAGGCUGGUCUUCCUUCUCCUGCUCUUAGCCCUGCUCGUGGCCCUCAUUCUACCCAUCUUGGAUGGGGGGCUGCUGAAGUGGGCCAUCUGCAUCGCCAUGGGCUGGGGACUGGCCUUAGCUGGGGUACUUUGCUUCAACCCAAAGUGGAGGUGCAGCAGCCUCUGUGGUUCUCUCCCGUCCUGGAGAAAGAGAGUGAGUCACAUCACCUCUGUCGCCUGAAAGUUCCCUGCACUGCAGUUAUUAAACUAUGGAACCUUCUUCCACAAGAGGUAGGGAUGGUCACCGACAUGGAUGGCUUUAACCUGGGCCCACUUGACCCGUGUGAUUGCCUUACUCCAUAUAAGCCCAUUCGACCAUUUUGAUCUACAGAACUGGCAUUGUCACAGGUGCCACCUAAUGCUUGUUUUACCUUUGCAAGAAAUCAUUUAGCACGGCAAAACCUACAUUUUGGAACUCCCUGCCUAUUGACAUCAAGCAGGAGCCUUCACUGUACUCUUUUCAGCUCCUGCUAAAACAUUUUUGGUUAGACAAGUCUACCCAGAUACCUAGAAUGUUGAAAUGUGUUUUAAUCUGUUUUUAGCUCAUUGGUGAUGGUAUUUUUGAAUGUUCCGUUUUUAACUUUUGGACUGAUAAUCUUAUUAUUUUAUUCUUCUCGUACACCACUUUGUUUUUACAAUUAAGAGGUUGUUGUUGUUGUUUAGUCGUUUAGUCAUGUCCGACUCUUCGUGACCCCAUGGACCAUAGCAUGCCAGGCAUGUAGAUUUUAUGAGAAAUAACAGAGCACCAGCCAAAUUCAUGGAGGAUUAAGGCUACCAAUGGCUGUGUUCCCCCUCCAUUGCCAGAGGCUGCUGGGAAUUACACUCAUGCCAUCCUUGCAGGCUUCCCUUAAUGGGCAUCUGGUUGGCUACUAUGUGAAAAGGAUGCUGAGUGAAAUGGGUCUGAUCCAGCAGAGUCCCUUCUUAUGUUCUUAAAAACAGGCACAUGAUGUGUGAGAUGGUUUGGGUUGCAAACUCCUUUCAGCUGUGCUGCGCUGGCUGGGGCUGAUAGUCCAGAACAUCUGGAGGGCACCAGACUGGGGAAAGCUGGUACACAAGGCCUGCUGGGUGCCUCUCGAAUGGCAGUUAAACUGCCACAGUUGCUCACUGUUGCCAUGGUGCUGGCAGGUUCCAGCUUUUGUAUGCAGAGCAACAGCAUCCCAAGGUGGUCAGCUAUGAUUGGUCUUCUGGUGGUCAUUCCGUUCAAGCCCAUUGGGAUUUUAAGCCAAUAGGGGGCUUGGACGUGUAUCGGAAGCAAGUUGAUUGGUUGUGGGCUACCAGCUGCAGGGAAUAUAAGGCCAGGAUCAGUGCCAUUUGGAGGUCACUUGAACUGUGAAGGCUGUGAAGAAGUUCAGCGAGGGACUUAAGAAGACUCUGGAAGAGGCAAGCAGAGGAGCCUGAAGCCAGGAAGGUCUGAGAGAGAGGAGAGGGGGUCUCCUGUUAUAGGUUUGGGAAGAGUGGAGCCCAAUGAAUCAGCUGUUAGGCAAGUCAUCUGAAGAAGCUCCUGACCAAAAUGAAGACUCCUGGUGGUGACCUCAGGGAAGCCUGCCAGUCUUCAAGUGAAGCCCUCCAAGCAUAUUUGAAUUAACUCAGGUAGAGUUGGGAAUGGUACCUAGUUAUUGCAUAGCAGUACGUGCGCUCCUCUGGACUGAUGGACUCCAUUGAGCCCUGGCCAUGCUGGCUGGGGCUGUUGGGAUUUGGAUUCCAAAAUCAUUCGAAGGGCCAAAUAUUUUCCAUUCCUGGCUGAAAAGGAACAGCAGCAGACACCUAGCCAUCUUCUUAAAGCAACACCAGCAUUGCUGUAGCAUCUACUUAAGGCAGCAAUAACACAUUGCAUCUGAUGUUUGAACCAGAUUUACUUACCAGCAAGUAUAAUCUUAUGUAGUAUUAAUAAUAAUCUUUAAUAAAUCUUAAUAUCUUCGUUUAACUACAAAGUAUACAUAUCUGGUCUGUUUUCUCCUAUGCCUAAAUCCACAGGUACUGUAUUUGUAAAAGGUAAGUAAGAAAUAUUGAAAUAAGGUUAAAAGGGGGGGGGGUAAAGGACCCUUGGAUGGUUAAGUCCAGUCAAAGGUGGCUAUGGGGUUGUGGCGCUCAUCUCGCUUUCAGGCCGAGGGAGCCAGCGUUUAUCCACAGACAGCUUUCUGGGUCAUGUGGCCAGCAUGACUAAACCACUUCUGGCUCAACGGAACACCAUGACAGAAGCCAGAGCGCAUGGAAAUGCUAUUGAAGUGGAUAUUUUUGAUUGAAGUAUAUAUAAGGUGCAUCAUGGGCCACAAUUAGGGGUGGAGGAAUUCAAUUUGGUCUACAUUUAUAAGGAAAUCUAAUUUGCACUUUUUGAAACAUACUCAGUCCUCUGAAAUGUGUAUUCUCUACAUUUUGCAAAGCAGUUCUCCAGCCAAGAGAUGCACAUGCUAGGGUAAAAAAUGAGCUUUCAUUAAAGAUUAGAUAAAAUCUUACUUUCAAAGAGAUUUGAUUUAAAAAAAACCUCACGCACAAAAUGAUUUAAGUUUUUUUAUUCAUCAAUUUUUUGACCAUUUUUGAAAUCACUGUAAGCAGAUAUAAAAUUGAACCCGAGGUUUAGAGUCACAUAUAUACAACAUUAUAUAGGGUCAUCAAACACACCAGGAAGCUUUUUUUAGCUGCAGUAACAGUAUAGACGCCGCUAGAGGACGAUGUUUUGCUACCUCUCUUGUAGGUUCUUUUCCCAGCAUGCCCGGCAGGGUCUGCUGGCUGAGUUUUGAGGUCCCCAAAAGGGGCUUUUACCUUGCGCAGGUGUGACAUUUGUAUGCCCUAUGUUGCUAAGAACACUCCCCAUUGUGGAAUGUGGUGUUGUGUCCAAAUUUGAUACGAAUAUAUAUAGAAUUGUUAAUACAAUUUUAUGAAAUGGUAAAACGGCAUACAAAAAAAUGAAAAACGGUUUGUGUGUAACCUUUUUUAAAUAUUUCAAUGGAAUAUACCUCAUUUUAGUCAUUAAUAGGCAAAGGUUCAUCCAUUUGCGCUACAGGAAAUAAUUUUUGAGAAAAAAAUGAAAAAGUUAUCGCCCUAGUGCACAUUAAUAUAAUAGCAUACAACCUUUUAUAGAAGGGGAAAUUGUUUUGCAAAAGUAUGUAUGUUAGUCAAGAUUGCAUACAGGAGAAAUAGGCACAAAAAUGCUGCUGAGUUUUCAUGAGGACUAGUUUUUUAAAUUUGCAAACUGAGAAAUGAUGAGUGCUGAGUUUAAGAGUGGAAAAGU
This is a messenger RNA of Zootoca vivipara (common lizard), 4240 nucleotides long. Its product is annotated as E3 ubiquitin-protein ligase RNF186-like. NCBI's taxonomy places the organism in Eukaryota, Metazoa, Chordata, Lepidosauria, Squamata, Lacertidae. Gene Ontology annotation, biological process: protein ubiquitination. Gene Ontology annotation, molecular function: ubiquitin protein ligase activity. The record is from RefSeq and is a predicted model, not a curated record.